Callorhinchus milii (elephant shark) is the source of this 1744-nucleotide messenger RNA. It is a transcript of the gene zfp36l2, whose product is annotated as zinc finger protein 36, C3H type-like 2. The transcript is spliced from 2 exons. NCBI's taxonomy places the organism in Eukaryota, Metazoa, Chordata, Chondrichthyes, Chimaeriformes, Callorhinchidae. The record is from RefSeq and is a predicted model, not a curated record. The coding region runs from base 282 to 1700 and encodes 472 amino acids. Gene Ontology annotation, molecular function: mRNA binding; metal ion binding.
ACAACGCGGCGGCUCCGCACCGACAGCAGUUCAACGCGGCCGCCACCAAAAAAACAUUUUUUUUAUUUUCCUCCUCUCUCUCUCUCUCUCUCUCCCUUUCCUCUCUACAUUCGGACCUCACGUUUUGUUGCUGGCUUGUGAUCUACAGAAAAGAGAACAAGUUUGCGGCUCCAGCUUCGUUAUUUUAUAUAUAUAUAUAUAUAUAUAUAUAAUAAUUAUAUAUAUAUAGAGAGAGAGAGAGAGUGUGCAGGAUCUUCGGUUGUAGCCUUUACUGCGUGAAGAUGUCUGCAGCUCUUUUCUCUGCCUUCUACGAUAUCAGUGAAUUCCUGUGCAAUGAGAACGAGAAGUCCCUGAACAACAACUACAACAACUUCAACAGCAUGCUGGACAAGAAGGCGGUGGGCAGCCCGGUCGGCUUCGCCCCGGGAUUUCCCAGGCGGCAUUCGACCAGCAACUUGCAGGCGCUGACCAACAGCAGCUCGACGACCGCCAAGUACCCCGGAAACUUCGCCAACAUCAAGGAGUCGAGCGUCAUCGGCAUCGGCGGCGGCGGCGGGACCACGGCUUUGCUGAACAAAGAGAACAAGUUCCGCGACCGCUCGUUCAGCGAGAACCAACAGCUCAGCUCCUUACAGCUCAUCCAACAGCAGCAGCAGCAGCAGCAAAAGCAACCGAGCGGCGGGGGCGGGCAGGUCAACUCCACCCGCUACAAGACCGAGCUGUGUCGGCCCUUCGAGGAGAGCGGCACCUGCAAGUACGGCGACAAGUGCCAGUUCGCGCACGGCAUGCACGAGCUGCGCAGCCUGACCCGCCACCCCAAGUACAAGACCGAGCUGUGCCGCACCUUCCACACCAUCGGCUUCUGCCCGUACGGCCCGCGCUGCCACUUCAUCCACAACGCCGAGGAGAGGAGGCAGGCGCCGUGCGGCGGGGGCGGGGGCGGGGGCGGCAACAACAACAACAACCACCCCGCGGCCGCCGCCGCCGGCCUGAGCGCCUUCCACCACCAGCACCACCAGCACAGUCGGCCCAAGCUCCACCACAGCCAGAGCUUCGCCGGCUUCCCGAGCGCGCCCAGCGGCCUGGAGUCCCCGCUGAUGGAGAGCCCGACCUCCCGCACUCCUCCUCCGCUCUGCUCCUCCUCCUCCUGCUGCUCCUCGGCCGCCUUAUCCUCCUGCUCCUCUUCCUCCUCCUCCUCCUCCUCCUCCGCCUCCUCUUCCACCUCCUCCUCUUCCAUGUACUGCGACGAGCUGAUGCUGUCCCCCGGGGUGGCCGGGGUGGUGGGCUCGGGCCUGGGCGGCUCGGGCUCGGGCUCGGGCGGCGGCUCCUCCUCGCUGGGGCAGCAGCUGCAACACCCGCCGCCGCCGCCGCCGCCUCCGACCUGCGCCAACAACGCCUUCACCUUCUCCAGCCAGGAGCUGAGCAACCUGCUGACCCCUCUGGCCGUGCAGACCCAGCAGCUGUCCGGCUACCCGCACCCCCCGCCCUCCCCCACCUACACCCUGAGCCACAUGCAUUCGUGCCUGAGGCGGAUGGCCGAGUCGCCGGUCUUCGACGCCUCCCCCAGUCCGCCCGACUCGCUGUCCGACCGGGAGAGCUACCUGAGCUCCUCCGGCAGCCUGAGCGGCUCCGAGUCUCCCAGCAUGGACCCCGCCAGGCGCCUCCCCAUCUUCAGCAGACUCUCCAUCUCAGAGGAUUGAUCUCUCCCUCACUCACUCACUCUCACUCACUCUCUCCCUCCCUC